UUUCAGCUAUUUAAUACUUUGUUUAUCCUUUAUAUUUUAUGAUUUCCAUUGAUUUUAGGUUACAAAGUACAAAGUUUAAAUAUGCAAUCAUCUGCGUUCCAAGAAAGAAUUAAUCCGCAUUUCAUUAAUUUCUGUGGAAAAAUUGUUUCAGUUUGCGAAACGUUGAGUGAUGAAAAGGACGAAUUGGUUUCAGGAAUGAAUUCAUUAUGUGAGCCGAGGUUUCAAAUUAGCAACAGCUUGAAGAAGAAAAACAGAGAAAUGAAACUGAAACUAUAUGUGACGUCAGAAAGGGGAACUCCCUGGCGCUGAAGUUUGGUUUCGUCAAACUUGUUGGUACGAGAGAGUCUGUGUAAACAGAAAAUUGUAUGUGUUAGAAAACCUGCGAUUUUGUAUUAGUUUAGUUUGUAAAUUUGAGAAAUUUACAGACAUUGAACAUGAGUACAAAGUUUUAUGUGUCUUUAAUUGCAAAUGAGAGAGAAACUUUUAAUGUAAAUGAAGGAGCACUAAAAAAAGCUGCUGUUGAUGUUGCCCGAUCAUACAAUCAGAAAGCUUUAAAGAAAGGUUCUACUUAUCUUGAUUACAAUAAUGCUGCAAACCGAUGUGCUUAUAUUUAUAAAUAUGCAGAUAUACACACAGGUCUUGUGACUAAAUAUUUCCGAAAGUUGAUUAAAAAGAAAAAAGUUAAAAAGUUGCUGGAAUCUAAAAAUAAUUUAAAAAUCUGUUGUCUGGGAGGAGGUCCUGGCACAGAUAUUAUAGGUAUAUUUCGAGCCUUAGCAAUAUUUCCUGCUUUUCAUCAAAAAGUAUCAGAAGUCACAGUUCUAGAUAUUUGUGGAGGAUGGAGGAAUUCAUUCAAGCGAAUUAUAUCAAGCAUUAAAGAAGGAAAAGUAAAGGAGAUACCAGAAAAUUUUAUUGAUGAGAAAACAUUUGUUGCUCGCCUGACCUCUGUUGAUCUUCUUGGCUCCUUACCACAAGGAGUUGUGGACAUAAUUUCAAAUGCAGAUAUUAUAUGCAUGGUCAAAUUUGUAUCGGCAGUUCUUGGAAAGCCAGAAUCAAUAUCAGCAUUACAGGCUAUUGGACAAAAGUUCAAGCUUGGCUCUGUCGUCCUUUUCAUUGAUAAUUUCCAGGGAAAUGUAUCUAAAUCAGUAGAAGAUAUUUCUUCACAGAUUGGUCUUGAAAUUGUGCUGGGUCCAUUACAUGAGACGUACGUCUCCCAGAAAGGAAAAGCUAAUAAAGAAGUAUACGACUGCUUACCACAAUCUGCUGCUAGAGUUUCUGUUGUUGGCUAUGUUAAGAUUUUAAAACAGCUUAAUCCUAUAUCUGUUAACUCCUUACCAGAUAAUAUUUUGGAAGUUAGUAAUGAUGAUGACUGGAACACAGAUAGUGAUGAAGAUGAAAAUUUUCCUCUUUCAUUACAUCCCAUUGAAACCAUUAAAUGUAAUACCGAACCAAAAGAUCAUCUUUCAUUACUUCUUGGCAAAGACAAUAAAUCUGUUGUUAAACCAAAAAAUCUGCCACAUUUACCUAGGGCUGAAACCAUACAGAUAAACUGUGAACAUUCUGGUACUGUAUAUAAUAAAAGUGAACCAAAGACUGGCAGAGAUGAGACCGUACAGAAUGAACUUGAAUUAUUAGUUACUUCCUUAGGAAAGCUACUAACAGUUCUUGAAAAACUAUUAGAAAUAAAAAACUUAAAGAGAAAUGGAAGCUGUUGCUGCUGCUGUUGCUGUGUAAACUACAGGUAAUAAAAGGGAAUGAAAAUGCUAUAAAAUUUCCAACAAAAGUGAAAUUAUAAUUUUAUUCAUUUAUGAAUAAUGUUUACCAUGUAAUUAAUAUGAUUAAUUUAUGAAUAAUGUAAUGUAUUGUAGACAAGGAUUUAUUUCAAAAUUUCCCAUAAAGUUUUAAAAUUUUGCUUUUAUCUUCAGUGCCAUUAUCAGUGAAUUAGUUUUCCUUUAAUAUGCCAAUAAUAUGAUGGGUGCAUCUUUAUCAGUUUCUUUAUGGUUUGCAUUUUUGUUUGUUGACCAGUAUUAGGAAAUUUUGCAACACAUAUUUCACACUGAAUGCUAACAUACUAUUCUUAAUGAUUUGAAUCCAGAUUACUAUAUCAUGGAUAUUCAGUAAAAUGUUUCAUAUAGCCAAAAUAGAUUUGGAAUCGUUGUAUUUAUAUAAAAUGGUGGGAGUGUUAUGCAAACAUUUUUUUAACAUUGUUAUAUAAAUAUAAUUAAUGAUAAUUUUUUAAGACUUAUCUGUAAAAUUGAAUUUAUGUUAAAUUCAUUAUCUGAAAACUUUUUAAUAAUAAAAUUUAAACAGAAAUAUUGUUAAAUGUUUUGUACUGUGAAAUUUACAAUUUGUUGUUUAACUUUUAUGUAUUAUAUAAUAUACUGAACUCCUUAUUAUUCAUACUUAUUAAUACAUGAGUAUGCACAAAUAAUGAAAAAAGGUGAUAAAUUGUAAUUAAUUUCCGGGUACUAUAAAAAACUUCAGAAGUUUUAAAUGAAUGGAUACAAACUAUACUCUUAAAGAACAGUUCAAUUAAAACAGUAAUAAAAUUUAUAUAGGUGGAGGUAUUCUUCGAGGAAAAAAGAGCCUCUUUGAAGAGCCAUACAAACAUUUUCAGAGAGUAUAGCAAAUAUCUGAUGGCAUUAAAUCUGAAGUCAGCUUAUCCAUUGUGGUCUAACAACAUCGUUACCAUUUCAUUUCCCUACUAUGCGAAAUCAUCCUUCUGCCUUGCAUCUUUAUAUUAUUCUCUUUGCUUCAGGAAUGUGUUAAACUGAUAAAAAUACUGAAAUUUCAACAUUCUUGAAUAGCCGAGCAUAUUUCUAUUUCCUUCACCUACCAUAUACCACUUAAGCAUUUCAUUUAUUUUUUUAAUUUAUAUUUCUCAAAUUAAUGAAAUGAGUUAUUUGUUUUAUGUAAUGAGUUUUUUUUUUUAUUAUUUUCCAAAAUUCUUUAUGUUGGUGGUACUUUUUUCUGCACUUUCAAACUUGUUUUUAAUUUUUGGAGAACUGCUGAACAGCCAUACUGUAGUUGGAAUUUUCAGCAAGCCCGAUCACCUAUAGUUUAAAAUUUGCUGUAUAGAGAUUUCUCUUCCCCCUUAUCUUUCAGAUAAAAUAAGAAUAGCACAAAUACGACAGAUCAUACAAGAAAAAAAUGAAUGGAAAAAAAUUGAGCUAACUUCAGAUAGGGUUACCAGAGUUAAAACUAUCCUAAUUAGCAUCUGGCAUUUUACUUUACAGUGACUUCAUUUGAAAACAUUCUACCCAUACACUUGGCAACAUAUUUGAAAGUUAAAGGAAUUUGUUUUUCCCAUUUCAGUUUAUAUACAGAUUUUGAAUUUUGGGUAAAUUUUUGAAGAAAAAACAUGCUUUCAGCUUAUAUUUGGAAAUAUAUAAUACAUUUUCAAAACUUUGGAUACCAGACUAAAAUUCCACUCAGGCCUGAUGGUACACCAUUAAUUUCUAUUUUACUGCAUCUAAGACCAGUUUCUUUAGACAUAAAUUAGCAUUUAGCUCUUAACUUCUUUACUAGUUUUAGAGGCAAGAUUCGAAUCGUUAAAAAUCUUCUUUUCUAAAAAGGUUAUGAGUUUGGAUCUUGGGUAUUUCUCAAAACUUUCUGAGAUAAUACACAGAUAAUCUACUUAGUAUUUACUGGGAGUUUGUUAUUUAAGGUUAUAUUAGAAAAUUCAAAUAUAAAACUUAAGUUAAAACUAAUUUUUCUUUUAAAAUUUUAUAAUAUUGUAAUGUAUUUGCAUUGUUUUAUAAUAUUAUAAUGUACAUAAAUUUGAAGAUUAGUACAUAAUUUUUAUGGAUUCUUUAGUAAGCUACUCAUAUAGAUUUGUAUACAAUUAUAUUUAUAUAUGUAUGUAUUCAAUAAAACUGGUUGUGGGAA
Molecule: messenger RNA, 3885 nt
Organism: Stegodyphus dumicola
Lineage: Eukaryota; Metazoa; Arthropoda; Arachnida; Araneae; Eresidae
Source: RefSeq, a predicted model, not a curated record